This is a messenger RNA of Corticium candelabrum, 4210 nucleotides long. RefSeq names its product myosin heavy chain, cardiac muscle isoform-like. Gene Ontology annotation, cellular component: microtubule organizing center. The transcript has 34 exons. The record is from RefSeq and is a predicted model, not a curated record. Lineage: Eukaryota; Metazoa; Porifera; Homoscleromorpha; Homosclerophorida; Plakinidae. The coding region runs from base 63 to 3992 and encodes 1309 amino acids.
CUCGAUCUCAGCCUGGCGGGCAACGUCUGGCGCGUUCUAAUUAAACUGAAGUGCAGCACGAAAUGGACUACGAUCGCACUUUACCGGUUGAUGUAAAUCGCAGUUUGCUAAGUGGCGGUGUGGGCUUGUUAUCUGAUUUCUCAACUUCAAGUCUGAAUGACACGGCACUCACAACCAAUAGUGGCAUUGAACAAGGUUUGGUGAUGGGUUUCUCACCAGAGAAACAGACAAUGAAGGAGCUUGAGUAUCAAUAUCAGGAAUUAAAGAAAGAAAAUUUUGAAUUGAAACUGAGACUUUAUUAUCUGCAAGAGCAGCUCAAACGUCACACAGGCCAUGGGGGUGAUGUCAGUGAGCAAGAACUCAAAUUGAGUGUUCAGCUGCGGGUUCAAGUAGACAAACUUCAAGAAGAAAAGAAGGAAAUUCAAACAUUGUUGCUUCAUGCCAAAUCAGGGAUGGAUAGUCUGGCACAGAAGCAGACAGUAGAGAUUGAAGAAAUCAAACGAGCAGCAUCUGGUGAAAUAAUGAAAUUGAAAGCACAACUUCUAGAGCAAAGACAGCAAGCUCAGCAGGUGAGUUUGAUUGCUGAACAGGAGAAGAACGAAUUACAAGGACAGUUGGUUGCUCUCAAGGCAACAAACAGAGAACUGGAUCAAGCUCUAACCGUCAGAUCACAAGAAAUUCGUUCUCAACAGGCUCAUUAUCUGCAGCAAUUGGAUGAAAAGAGAGAGCAGGUGACAGUUUUGGAUUCCAAGUUGAAAGAACGUGUUACUCAUAUUGAGCAAUUGGAGGGAAAACUUGCCAGAAUUGGUUCUGUAACAGAUGAGUUUAAUCAGUCGAGAAUGAAAGUGCAAGAACUCGAGAGUGAAGAAAGAACUCUUCAAGAAGAGCUGAGACAAAGAGAGGCUCGUGUCAAUGAACUGGAAGGCAAACGGAAAAAGGACCGAGCAGACCAUCAGCGGGAAAUCAAUGAGCUAAAACAGUUGCAGAGAGCCACUAUGGAGAGGACGCAACAUCAUUACCAGGAUAUGCUGCAGAAACAGAACCAGAAGGUUAAUGAAAUGCAAAGCGAUAUGGAGAGAGCAACUGAUGAUAGGAAGGACAGAGACACUCAAAUGGCAAAACUGAAAGAUGACAUGAGAUUGAAAGAGUCAGAACUCCAGGUGUUGAGAUCACAACUAAACAGCUACGAUCACAAGCUUGCUGUUUUGGAGGCUGAACUGAGACAGAAAACAAGUGAGAUAGAAAGAGGUAGUGAAACAGCUGGAAGAAGUAAGAAGGCACUACAAGACUUGACUGACAGCAUCGAGAACAAAGACAGAGAGAUUCAAAGGCUGCAGAACAUUAUUCAUGCAAGAGAUAGGACGUUAUCUCAGUGCCAAGAGAUGAUGCGGCAGGUUGAAAUGCAAGCCAAGUUGGCAGACGAACAUGCACGGACCAUUGAACAGCAGAAAUUGAAAAUAGCACAACUGGAAGUUGAAUUACGAGCUCGAGAAGCACAGUCACAACAACUACAGCAGGAGUCACAUCUCAGGCAAUUUCAGAUAGAACAAGCUGCAGGUGGAAAAGAUAUUGAAAUCAAACAACUACAAACUGUUGUGGAACAAAGGGAACAGGAAGUGAAGAUGCUUCAAGACCAAAUACGACAUGCUGCUGACAUGGCAUCAAAAAAAGCAGCUCUGUCUGAGCAACACUUCAAGUCUAAUCUGCAAACUUGUACUGACGAAUUGACAUCUCGUAACAACACAAUUUCACUGCUGGAGCAGCAUCUCUCACAGCUGGAGAGUGAAUUAGAGCAAGUAAAAGGCGUCAACACUUUGCAAGCUCAAACUAUAAAGGAAAUGGAGGGCGAUGCUUGGAGACAGCAACAGGCAAUGAAAGAACUCCAGGACACUGUUGUGUUGAAAACAGUUGAAGUGACGAAUUCGGAGAAACAAUUAAUAGGGCUUGCAAGUGAGAAAGACAUUCAGAUGUCAGAAAUGAGUAAUUUAUUAGAAGGAAUGAGACAGCAAAGGCGUGAGAUGGAGAAACAUAUGCAGGAGAACAUGGCUCAAAUGAAAGAAAUGAACAAACGACAAGAGUCUGAGCUGUCUGCCAGAGAUCGAGAAAUUGCUUCUUUGAUGGAGACAAUAAGAGAGAAGGAUGAUGAUAUAGAGAAUCUCAGAUGCCAACAAGGAAACAAUCAGUCUCGUUAUGAUGCAGUGAGUCAGAGGCUUAGUUUGGAACAACAAGGAAAAGCUAAACUGACAGCACAAGUACAAAGUUUGACGAAGCAGGUGUCAAAGGGUCAGAAGGCGUUAGAAUCUCUUAAUGACCAUUUACGUGACAGCAUGCAGGUGAAUGAGGCGCUACAGAAACAACUGAGAGAUGCAGAGCAGUGCGUCAAGCAGAUGUCUUCAAACAACCAAUCUGCUCAAAGAGUAGCAAAUCUUCAACAACAACUUGAUCAAGCGAGUCAACACUUUGAGAGACAGCAGAGAAGACUAACUGCUGUUCAGCAAGAGAACAAAACACUGAAAUCUACAAUGAACUCAUCUGUAAGUUCAGAGGAACGAUCAAGACUCGUUGAUGAGAAUGAACGGUUGAUUUCCAAGCUUAAAGAGAGCAGGCAGUUGAAUGAAUCACUUCGCCAGAAUCUACGCCAACUGCAACAUCAGUCAACAGUAUCAUUGAAUUUGUCACAAGAGAAAGAGGAAAUUAAAAGAUUGGACUCAAAUCUACGAGAAUGCAAGCAGAUAAACGAUGAUUUACAACAUCGAAUUGAUGAGGUGACAGCUGCAGCUAAAGCUGCUGGAAUUCAUCCUGGUACUGGAUCACCAAUUAGAGGUGGUCGUCUGUCUUGUGAGAUGGAGAGCUGGAAAUCUAAACUGGCUGAAAAAGAACAUCAGGUGAGGCUGCUGCAAUCAAGACUGGAGACAGAGAUAAGCAAGGUUGCUUCAAUGAGCCUUCAAUCACAAGAAGUAGCAUCAUUACAUGAGAGCCUUGCUGAGAUGCAGAAACAAAAUAGUGAUUUGAAACAAAAGAUAGCUGAUUUGGACACAGAGUUGAGACGGUCAGAAGGAGGAAGAAGUAGUCUUGAGUCUUUAGUAAAGUCUCAUGCCAAGGAAGUAGUGGGGCUGAAAGGACAGCUGACUGACAAUCAUCGGCAAGUGAAACGUUUGAAGGCAGCCAUAGACAAACUGAAAAAGGAGAAUGAACUGUUGAAAGACCAGGGGGACAGGUGGGAUGCUGGAUCAGUGGAUGGAGGUGUGUUGGAUUCUGAAGCUGCCACUGUAAGACAACGAGCAGCUCUGCUUUGUUCACAACUUGAGGAAAGUGCACGACUCAAUGCCAGUUUGUGUGGUCAAUUGGAACUCCUUGAAAGAUCACUUGUAGUUGAAGAAGAUGCAUUUGGUUGUGGGCAGAUUAGCAUCCCUCAAAGUGAUGAUUCUUCGAGCAUUUCUAGAUCUAGUCGUCGGGCAUCUCAACCAGCAAUUGUAAUAACCGAUGUUGAUGAGAAAGCUAGUGAGAUUGUGCAUGCUAAAGAUCCAGCUCUUAUUGAUUAUAUAACAUCACCAUCUGGGCUGUCGGCCUCUGUGUCUUCUGAGCAAAUCAAAGACCUACAGCAGCAAAUGAUCGAGUCACAGCAAAGCAAUGAAAUGUUGAGAGAACAGCUGGGAACAAUGUUUCAAGAUGGUGUCACAGUGAGAAGUCUCAGCAAAAACGAUCAAUUUUUCAGAGGCAAAGAUAUACAAGAUUUUGAAACUUCAAGGAAAGCAACGAGCCACACAAAUGACUGGCAGAGUGAGCCACCUCAAUUCCAUAAAGAAUUGGCCACUUCUUAUCAUCAACGUUUUGAUGAUCUUUACCAUCGUCUCAAGGCAACCAACGACUUGAAAGAGCAAACAGCACGCUCGGUGUAUGACCAAAUACUGAAAACACAUCGAGUGCUUCAAGAAGCUCAAACGAAUAUGCAGAAACAAACAGACGAAGAUUGGAGUCAUGAUGACAAGUGAUGAUCAAUCAAUCAGUAGGUGACUGACUAAUCAUUACUCAUGCAUACAGAACGCAAACUGCAGUUGGACAUUCCGCUGUUUCUAUUCUAUUAAAGCAUCAGUUGAGUACAUUGCAACAUUGCAACGGCUCUCCACACACACACAGAGUAGCUACAACACACAUUACCAGCUGCACUAUGACGAACGACCUACAGAACGACGGUCUAGCCCGUCGCUGU